AAGGAGGCUCUUCCCUCCGCUGAGAAAUCAGCUUAGGAAAGCAAAGUUUGAGCAGCGAAUUCCUGUUAUUUCAAAACACCCCAUGUGACAGGAUAUUUCCUUAUCAUUUGGAGCCCAGAGCCUUCCCCGAUCCACCAGCCCUCCACAGGCGCGGCGGACCUGCCCGCCGGGAAGCCCUCUCCUCCCCGCGGCCGCCCAGCGCCCGAGCAGCGAGCCUCGGCCAUGGCUCACCCCCUGCUCCUGGUUCUCCUCGCACUUGUCCCCGCCGCUCUGCCGCUGCUGGAUACUAGCAUCUUUUUAAUAUAUAAUGAAGAUCACAAGUGCUGUGUGCUGGCUCAAAGCUCUAGUUCAGUGACUACUGCUCCUUGCGUUCAAGACAAUGAGUCACAAAAAUUCAGGUGGGUCUCAGAUCACCAGCUUAUGAGCGUAGCAUUGAAACUGUGCUUGGGAGUGCCUUCGAAGAAAGACUGGGUUCCGGUCACUCUGUAUCCUUGUGACAAGGCUAGUGAACUGCAGCGAUGGGAAUGCAGAAAUGAUACCCUUUUUGCAAUCGAAGGGGAAGAUUUGUUUUUCAACUAUGGAAACAGACAGGAAAGGAAUAUUAUGCUGUACAAGGGAUCUGGUUUAUGGAGUAGGUGGAAAGUCUACGGAACCACAGACGAUCUGUGUUCUCGAGGCUAUGAAGAUACCUACACAGUGAAAGGAAAUGCCAAUGGAGCACCCUGUGUAUUCCCUUUUAAGUUUGGUGGUAAAUGGUACGCUGAGUGCACAGAUGCUGGCAGAUCAGAUGGCUGGUUCUGGUGUGGCACCACUUCAGACUUUGAUGUUGACAAGAUGUAUGGAUUUUGCCCAUUGAAAUUUAAUAGUAUUGAUUUGUUGUGGAAUACUGAUCCUUUAACAAAUGUCCAGUACCAGAUAAACUCCGAGGCAGCUCUGAAAUGGCACCAGGCAAGAAAAAGCUGUCAACAGCAGAAGGCAGAGUUAUUAAGCAUCACUGAGUUGCAUGAACAAACAUACCUGACAGGUUUGACUGGCAGAUUGAGUUCUGCUCUCUGGUUUGGUCUUAACAGUUUGAAUUUCAACAGUGGAUGGCAAUGGGUUGGUGGUGUGCCCUUUCGAUACUUAAAUUGGGUUCCAGGAAACCCCUCUCCAGAGCCUGGAAAAAUCUGUGCAGCGUUAAAUCCUGGCAAAGGUGCCAAGUGGGAGAAUCGGGAAUGUGAUCAGAAACUUGGCUAUAUUUGCAAACGAGGAAAUGCUACUUUAGAAUCUUUCAUUAUUCCUGCAGAGUCUAACGUGCCUAUUAGAUGUCCCAGUCAAUGGAUGUCGUAUGCUGGUCACUGUUACAUAAUUCACAGGGAUCUCAAAAUAUGGAAGGAUGCUUUAACUUCUUGUAGAAAGGAGGAUGGGGAUCUGGCCAGCAUCCAUAAUGUUGAGGAGUACAGCUUUGUUAUUUCUCAACUGGGGUACCAGCCAGACGAUGAGCUGUGGAUUGGGCUGAAUGACCUCAAAGUUCAGAUGUACUUUGAAUGGAGUGAUGGCACACCUGUGACGUACACCAAGUGGCUUCGUGGAGAACCCACUCAUGCAAACAAUAGGCAAGAGGACUGCGUCAUCAUGAGGGGAAAGGAUGGAUUUUGGGCAGACCAUUCUUGUGAAAAGAAAAUUGGCUACAUCUGUAAAAGGAAACCCAUGUCAGAAGCUCCUGCAGAAGAGGAAACUAUUGACAUGGGCUGCCAGAGAGGCUGGAAAAGACAUGGUUUUUAUUGUUACUUCAUUGGAAAUACAUUUGUAUCAUUUUCUCAAGCAAAUCAAACCUGUGAAAGGCAUCAGGCUUUUUUAGCAACUAUUGAAGACAGAUACGAACAAGCCUAUCUGACUAGCCUGGUUGGGCUGAGAACAGAAAAGUACUUUUGGAUUGGACUUUCAGAUGUAGAAGAAAGGGGAACUUUCAAGUGGACUAAUGGCGGAUCUGUCUUGUUUACACACUGGAAUUCCGAAAUGCCUGGAAGAAAGCCAGGCUGCGUUGCCAUGAGAACUGGAAUUGCGGGUGGAUUAUGGGAUGUAAUAAAAUGUGAAGAAAAGGCAAAAUUUCUAUGCAAAGUGUGGGCAGAAGGAGUGACUCCUCCACCUAUUCCUACAACAACUCCUAUUCCCAGGUGUCCAGAAGGCUGGGACUCAAACAGUCGUAUUAAUUUAUGUUUCAAACCUUUUUCAAGAGAGCAAAAGAAAACAUGGCUUGAAUCUCAAGAGUUUUGUCGAGCUGUAGGAGGAGAUCUGGCCUCCAUUAAUGGUAAAGAAGAACAGUAUGUGAUAUGGCAUUCUAUUGCGAACAAUGGCUACUACCACCAACACUUCUGGAUGGGUUUAUAUUACUUGAAUCCUGAUGAUGGCUUUGCUUGGAGUGAUGGAUCUCCAGUGAGGUAUGAAAACUGGGGCUUUGGAGAGCCCAAUAAUUACCAAGGAAUUGAACUUUGUGCAGAGAUUAGUGGCGAUUCCAGCAUGUUAUGGAAUGACAGGCAUUGUGAUUAUCUGCAUGGAUGGAUUUGUCAGAUAAAAAAAGGGGCAAGUGUAAAACCUGAACCAACAGAAUCUCCUGCACCCAAGUAUAAGACGACUGAGGAUGGAUGGAUUAUACAUGAAGACAAACAUUAUUACUUCAGCACAGAAAGUGUUCCUAUGGAAGAAGGUCGGGAGUUCUGCAAGAAGAACUUUGGAGACCUUGCUGUCAUUGAGAGUGAAAGUGAAAGAAAAUUCCUCUGGCGAUAUAUCUUGAAAAGUGGCAAAGAGGAUGCAUAUUUCAUUGGUUUACAACUGAGUGUUGAUCAACGGACAAGCUGGAUGGAUGGGACUCCAGUGAAUUAUUUGGCAUGGGCACCACAUGAACCUAACUUUGCAAAUAAUGAUGAAAACUGUGUAGUCAUGUAUAGGAAUUUAGGAUUUUGGAAUGAUAUAAACUGUGGUUAUCCAAAUCCCUACAUAUGUGAAAGGCACAACAGUUCCAUUAAUUCAACUGCUCCUCCAACAACAUUUUCAGCUCCAGGAGGAUGUCAUCCAACUUGGCUUUCCUUUCAGAAUAAGUGUUACAAAAUAUUUGGAUUUACAGAAGAUCAACGUGUCACUUGGCAUGCUGCACGAACAGCUUGCAUGAAUUUAGGAGGAAACUUGGCUACUAUCCCUAAUGAACAAGUGCAAGCUUUCCUCACCUUUCAUAUGAAGGAUUUUAUGACUGAUACAUGGAUUGGAUUAAAUGAUAUAAAUCAUGAACUGAGGUUCCUUUGGACAGAUGGAAAGGGAGUUUACUUUACAAACUGGGCCAAAGGCUUCCCAUCAGGACAUAUGGAUUUAUACUCAUAUGAUGGCCAGGCUGAUUGUGUUGUCAUGAGAAACAAUCCUGUUAAAGAAGCAGGGAAGUGGGCUGAUGAGAGUUGUGAUAACAGCAGAGGUUAUAUAUGCCAAAUUAAUGCAGACUCUGAGUUUCUCCCUUCUACAAGUACAGCCCCAUCCAGUGUUAUCCGUUACGGUAACAAUAGUUAUUUGUUCAUUCAAACCAAAAUGAAAUGGGAGGAUGCACGAAAAAACUGCAGACGUGAUCAAUUUGACCUUUCCAGUAUCUUAGACCCCUACAGCCAUUCGUUCCUGUGGCUAAAGAUAUUAAAGUAUGGAGUGCCGAUAUGGAUUGGUCUUAACAGUAAUGUGACCGACGGGCGCUAUGAAUGGAUUGAUAACUGGAGAAUGAAGUAUACUAAGUGGGCUGAAGGGGAACCAAAGCAGAAAAUAGGUUGUGUCUAUCUAGACAUUGCAGGAGCCUGGAAGACAGGAUCUUGUAAUGAAAGUUACUUCUCUGUUUGCAAAAAACCUGAUGUUCAAGCUCCCACUGAACCCCCCCAACUUCCAGGAAAGUGCCCUGAAUCAGAAGGUCACAAGUCUUGGGUCCCUUUCCGAGGUCAUUGUUACUACAUUGAAUCUUCAUCUACAAGAAACUGGGCCCAAGCUUCUUUAGAAUGUCUCCGACUAGGGGCCUCUUUGGUGUCAGUUGAAGACUCCGCUGAAGCCAACUUCCUGGCAUACACUAUUGAACCACUUGAAGGGAAAACAUCAACUUUUUGGACAGGAAUGUACAGAAAUGUAGAUGGAGAAUGGUUGUGGCUAGACAACACUGCAGUGAAUUUUGUCAACUGGAAUGUAGGAGAACCUUCACCUCAACAAAGUGAGCACUGUGUUGAAAUGUACGCAAACUCUGGGUACUGGAAUAAUAUUUAUUGCAGUUCCUAUAAAGGCUAUGUUUGUAAAAAACCAAAAACAGCUGAAAUACCGCCAGCAGCUGAAAUGCCACCAGCUGAAAUGCCUACAAAGGCAAUGACAAAGGACGAGAAGGCUCUUACUCUAAACCAUAGUAAAACAGGAGUUGUAGUUAUUGUUGUGAUCCUCAUCCUAGUAGGAACUGGCCUUGCAGGCUAUCUCUUCUACAAAAGAAGAAAGAAUCGCUUGUCAACAAAUGACAGCUUUGAGAACAAUUUGUAUUUUAAUAGUGAUGCAGUUCCUGGAACUAGUGACACAAAGGAUCUUAUGACCAACAUAGAACGGAAUGAACAUGCAACACUCUAAUGUAAUAAAAUAAAAUUUAAUGUAAUAUGUAAUGUAAAAUGUAAUGUAAUAAACUGUGCCUUGUUUUAAUAAAAUUAUGCAACUAGAAUUAAGCCAAAGCUAUUUUCUCAUGUGCAAGUACUGUAGUAGUCAUUUUUCAGUGUGUGGAUAGUGUUACAUACAGCAGUUACUUUAUUUCUUAACCAUUCUAUAUUAUGUAAGAUUUCAGAUCUUAUGAUCUGAAGACCCACACUAAUGAGUGUAGGUCUUAAGGAAAGAGAUAAUACUGACUAAUUAUUAAAUGGAACAAUAGAAAUGGAUACAAUAUAGGAAAUAAAAUGUAAGAUAGAUCUUACAAAGAGACAUGCCUCCAAGAUUUGAAGUUUCUGCCCCAGAUUUAUUUUAAACCAUGCUAAUGCACAGAUUCUCCAGCUAUUUGGCAAACACCUCUGUAAUUCUACCAGCUCUCAAGUAUUCUGUCUUAGCUACAGGGGUGUUGUAGUUGCUAGAUGACAGGCCUAUAUUUAAAACACAUUCUCUUUGAACCAUGUGGAAAAAGAAAUCCUUGUAUUAUGUAACUUCAGUUCCCAUAAUUUCACACACACAGAAAAGUAAGUAUUCAGUUCUCGUAGCAUAUCUAUUCUAGGAUUUAAGUAGAUGAAAUUUGGGGUCAGGCCUCUGGAAUGGCCAGUUCUGACUGGCCACAAGUGGGCUUGUCUGGGAGAGGUGGUACAGAUGAGGGCAAGGCAAAACCUCCUGCUGUAUCAGGACAACAGUGACUGAGGAGGGGGAGGAGGAUUACCUAUACAUAUCCUGAAGGUUUACGGGAGCACUGGAUGGCUCUUAGGGUGAUCACAUGUAACUGCUCACCUGUACCCUCUCAAUAAGUAUCAUAGCUUGUGAGGUGUGUCCUGGAAGUCAAGAAGAAGGCUUGAUCAGUUGUAUCAGUUACUGCUGAUUUUAUUUCCUUUCUCCAAGGGCUAGGUCAGUUACCAUUUCUGGAAAUCUUAAAUUCCCAAAUGCAGAAUUUAUAAUCCUAAUUUUUGUAAAUCUUGUAAAAUGUAAGUCAUGUGUGAGUUCAAUUCCUCACAUAAAAGUGUGCAAAGUUUGGUUUGCAGUUUCAGAUUUUGUUCUGUGAAAUAAAUGAUAACUUGUUUUGAUUUUUUUUAAGUUUUGCAUUUGUAUAGUCUUGUCUAUGUAAGGGUCCGUAGUAAGUCAAAAAGGAGAUUAUAUAACCAUAUUCCAUCUUGAACUGUGAUGAAAUAUAUUUUCAAUAUUUUCUUCUAUCUGUCCAUGCAUUAUCUGCUUAAAACUGAGAGAAAAAUGCCAGCUAAGUGAUUUAGCAACAGUCUGAGUUAUUCAUUCUCUCAGAUAAGGGGAAAUUUAUUCUGGAACCCCAUUCCUCCUCUGCUUUUGUUCCCUUCUUGCUGCUCUUUCCUUUUUUAGUGACAUGUUUACAGUUGUUUGAGCGUUCUUUUCAAGGUGUAGUACUUUUCGUGGUGGUUUACUUCACCUCACGUGUGGCUUAUAUGCAUGAAAGUACAGGAAUCAUUUGAUUUUUAGGCAGCAUCAAAUUCACAAAGCAGAAGAAAAAGGAUAUGCAGCUACUAUUUGCUGCUACUUUUGUCUUCUAUUACAAAGAGGCUGUUGGCUUCUUAGAAAAAGUCUUUCCCAAGCAGUGUCAAGAUUCAUGAAGUGAAGAAGGCCUGUAAAAUGAGAGUGGUAGGCAGCAUGGAUCAGAAAACCUGCUGACUGAGUCUGAAUAAUGUUGUUAAACAUGAUGUUAUCUCUUGUUUCAAAAGUAUGGAGAAAGUCUUCUAUAGGAAGUGGUGCUGGCUAGAAAGAGAAAGGGGUAGGGAAAUCGUAGUGAUGUUGAGAGACCCUGACUGGAAUCGCAGCCUUGUGCUGGCUAAUGUGCAAACUCCAAAUAGGUGCAGUUAGAUGCAGUUUCUGCCCCAAAGAAAUUCGGUCCUGUUUGGAGGCCCUGCACAGCUUUCAGGCUGUGCGUGCUGAGUGAUUCUUCCAGAUAACAUUUCAUCAUGUGUGUAUGUGCAAAGUAUUAUUGGAAAGAAACUAAAGGAUGAGAUGUCUCAUUUCCUGGUGCUUUGCCAAACUUAGCAGGCACAACUCUACAGCUAAUGUAGGUCAGCGAGAGAACCCAGCUCCUGGACCUUGGAUUGUCCUGAACUCAUGUACUCAUUUUACACUGUCUAAAAUCCAGCAUCAUCUUUGAGUUAAAGAGAAUUAAAAAUUCCAUGCCAUCAAUAGCUAGUAGUAGGUGUAGCUGCCUCUGUGAAGUACUGCAUCUCUUUUCCUCUCCUGGUCAAAUGGGUACAACAGAAACAGAGAAAGUUCCAAGUCUGAAGCUCUGUGUUCUUAGUCUAAAGAUGGAUUUAAAUAUUUUGCCUGCUCUUUUUGGAAAGAGUGUAAAUAAAGAUAUGAAAGAGUUUCAGAAGAGAAAAUUUAAGCUGCAUGAUUUACUAUCCCUCUAAAUGCAAUGCAAUGGAAUUGAAGCAAAUUUCUCAUUUAAAAAGAGCGUUUAUGGCACAGGAAAUCAGUAAAUUUCCAUUUAGUAAGCUUAAGAUAAAUCCCAAUACUUAAGCACCAGUACGGACUCUAAUAGCAAUUUUUAAAUUGAAGGUAGAGAAACCAGCAGACUUGAACACUGUAAUCAGUAUCUAACUAACAUGGGAUUAAAUAGAAGACUUUUCCAUGAGGGCUUGUAAUGGUAAAAAUGGACAUUAUGGGAUUUCUUUUUUGUUUAUUUUUUUUUCAGCUAGUAUCUUGCAGUGAUGGAGACUCAUUCAUUAGGCAUCUGAAUGCAAGAGUCCCAAGUUUUUAACAACAUUAUUCCUUUGGUUAAACUUGUAACAAAACUGGUCAUACAUUUUCAAGAAUGGUUGAUAGGGUAGUUCCAAAACUACGGUUCUCUUUCCAUAGCCUAAUGUUAUUUCAUUCUUCCCUAGACAGAGUUGUAAUGAAAUGGUUUUACCUAACAUCACUUGGUAAUGUGGCGUUAUGUUCUGUUUUCCUGCUGUUAAGCUAUAAUGUUCCCGAGAAGUAAUUGCUACAUAAAAAAGUUUUUAAGAUUGGGAUGAGGAAAUUAUCCUUGUUGCUGUAUUUGAUUGAAUAUUGGCAAUGAUUCAUACUCAUAUGGCCAUAUAAUUUUUUACUUAAUGUAUUUUGAUCCAUCACCAAUUAUUUCAGCUGUUUUUUCCUACCAGCUGCUAUUCCUGCUCACACUGGUCAGUCAUCUUAGAACUAUCAUGUUGCUCUCAUGGUCUCUUAUUUUGUUUCCUUGCUGGAUGCCACCACUUGUGGAAAGUUUAAGCCUGUAUGUUGUAUAAAUAAACAUUCACAAAGGAA
Molecule: messenger RNA, 7950 nt
Organism: Dromaius novaehollandiae (emu)
Lineage: Eukaryota; Metazoa; Chordata; Aves; Casuariiformes; Dromaiidae
Product: macrophage mannose receptor 1-like
Exons: 30
Coding region: 223-4605 (1460 amino acids)
Biological process (GO): receptor-mediated endocytosis
Cellular component (GO): plasma membrane
Molecular function (GO): signaling receptor activity
Source: RefSeq, a predicted model, not a curated record